GGCGUCUGUGGUAACCGGGCUGUGAAGAAGGGAAGAGGCCUGAAGCGGUCAGAGGGGAGAAUAUGACUGCUGGUUCAGUGUGUGUCCCUCAGAUCAUACCACUGCGAGUUCCUCAGCCUGGAAAAGCUAACCAUGAAAUUGAUAACAAUACUCUUUUGGAAAUGAAAUCAGAUACCCCAGAUGUCAAUAUAUAUUAUACCCUGGAUGGCAGCAAACCUGAGUUUCUGAAGAGAAUUGGUUAUGGUGAAAAUAAUACAUUUAAGUAUACAAAACCCAUUACUUUGCCUGAUGGGAAAAUACAGGUUAAAGCUAUUGCAGUCUCUAAAGAUUGCAGACAGAGUGGAAUUGUAACAAAAGUGUUUCAAGUGGGUUAUGAACCACCAAAGAUAGUUUCUUCUGAAGAUGACAUUGAAAAUGUUCUCAAAGAUUCUUCAAAGCAGGAAUUGAAAAAUGGAUUUGAUGGAUCAAAACUAAGGAAGAAAUACAAGAAUUCUGAGAAUAAAUCUAGUUGGAAUGUUAACCUUAGAAAGUUUCCAGACCCCAUGGCAGGUGAAAGAAUGGUCCCUAAAACUCUGAAAGAUCUUCGCUUCUCAGAGAGUCCCCUGGAAAUCCCAGCCUACCGUGAAGAAUCAAUCUCUAGAUCAUCCACCCACCAGUCACAGCCCCCUGGAUUUGCCCACAUAAAUGGCCGUAAGAGUCUGACAAGCACGGAGGUCAUGAGGAUUCAAAGGGAGACAGACUUUCUCAAGUGUGCCCACUGCUUGGCCCCCUACCCAACAGAUCCCUAUGCUCGCUUCUGUCAAGAAUGUGGAGCUCCUGUCCCACCCAUCUUUGGCUGUCGGCUUCCACCCCCAGAAGGAGCUCAGCUGGGCUUGUGUGUAGAAUGCGGGAGCAUGGUACCCAUGAACAUCCCCAUCUGUGUGGUGUGUGAGGCCCCUCUUGCCCCGCAGCUGCGGCCACAGGCUAGUCUCCACCUGAAGGAGAAGGUGAUUUGCCGUGGCUGUGGUACAGGGAAUCCUGCUCACUUGCGAUACUGUGUCACCUGUGAGGGGGCCCUGCCUUCAUCACAAGAGCUUAGCCUUCCUGCUAGCCACUCUGUUUGCCCUAAAUGUGGGGCCAGCAAUCACCUGUCUGCCCGGUUCUGUGGCUCCUGUGGCAUUUAUGUGAAGUCUAGGAUAAGACUCAGCUUGGACAACAGCCUGGCAUUAGUUGCUGGAGAACCUUGCCCUUUUCCUGAGCCUCGACCUGCCUGGCAAUCUCUAAGUGUCCCCAUAUCUCAUGAUGGGACCAGGAAGAACACGGGCACACAAACUGCUGGCCUGUUCUACCCAUCUGGCAAGCUGCUUGCACAGAAGGAACUGGAAAUGGCUUCUCACAAGCAGAGGCUGGAGAAGAUGAAUGACCACAAACCCUUCAUCACAGCCAUCAGCCCAGGAAGAGGAUACUGGAGGAAACAGUUGGAUCACAUCUCUGCUCACCUCAGAUCUUACGCUCAGAACAACCCUGAAUUCCGGGCCUUGAUCGCUGAACCCAGGAUGGGAAAGCUCAUCUCUGCUACUGUCCAUGAGGAUGGCUGUGAAGUUAGCAUCAGGCUGAAUUAUAUUCAAGUCUCUAACAAGAACCUGUAUCUGAACAAAGCUGUGGAUCUCAGCGACCACUUUCUGAGCAGUGUUGCUGAGGGCGGUAAUGGGCUGUACGGCAGCAGGUCCAGCCUGGUGAGUGACUACAGCCAGUGUACAUCAGACACCUCGGAAAGGGUCAAGAGGAUGAGGAAUCCCAAGACCAAGAAAUUUCACAAAAGGAAAGAACAGCUUGUACCUGAAAACAGACUCCUGCUGGAGGAAGUCGGCCCUACAGGAGAAGGAAGAGUCUCUGUGCUUGAACAGCUGCUAGAUGAAGGAGCAGACCCCAACUGCAGUGAUAAUGAAGGCCGGCCCGCUAUUACUGUGGCUGUUGUGAAUAAGCACCAUGAAGCCAUUCCAGUUCUCGCUCAGAGAGGAGCAGACAUCGACCAGCAGUGGGGACCGUUCAGAAAUACAGCACUUCAUGAAGCAACCCUGCUUGGCCUGGAGGAGAGUGUCGCCAUGUUACUAGGAUGCAAUGCAAGCAUCCAAAAGAAGAAUGCAAGAGGCCAGACAGCAUACGAUGUGGCUCUGGAAAUUGCGGAUGACCUCAUCAUCAAGCUCUUUGCCACUAAGUUCAGCCAAGGGCUUGAGGACCAACCCACCCAACCCAAGAACCUCAGCUUGAGUGACUGUAAGAUCUGAGGUAGCCAUGGAGCUUUGCCAAGAGGAAAUCACCCUGUUCUGGCUCUUUGUUCAUUUGUGAAAUGUGUACUUAGAUUAGGAGUUGAGGUUGAGAGGAAUUCAUUAGAUUAUUUUUUAGUUAGUGUUACAUCUCUAAUGCCAUAUGCAUGGCUCCCAACGUACCUUGGAUUGUGAUUAAUGUCAUGUAUGCUUUUUCAUAGUUAAUUCCUAUUUUUUUAACGUAGCCUUUCGUUUUAACUUUAUUUUUCAAUGAAUAGUAAUUGCCCAUGGUUCAAAGCUGAAAGGUAUACAGUGUUAGGUAACAGUCUCUUCCUGUCUUUGACAGCCACCACUCCCUUUCUCAGCGGUGCCAGUGACACCAGGGCUGGCCCCAUCUUUCCAGGGGUGGUAUAGCAUUAGAUAGCAUGUAUAUAUGUAUAUGUGCAUGUACACGUGGGCUAUACAAAAAUACAUAGCACACACACAUAUAUUUUACCCCUGUUUAUCUUCAAGUAACAAUGAGACUUACGUAGCUCUAAUAACUUGGUUUUUUUUUUGAAAGUUGUAUUCUGGCAGUUAUACUUUCCUUAUCUUAACAAAGAGCAAACAAUAUGUCUGCGAAGUGUCUUUCUAAAACUGGAAAUUGGGUAACCCCAAGUUACAUCUCCUGCUCUUACCAUCUACUUAUGCCCUUGAUGCGUGGCCUCUGAUACUUUCACAUUCGUCCAGUGGCCUUUCUGACUGAUGAG
Dipodomys spectabilis (banner-tailed kangaroo rat) is the source of this 2995-nucleotide messenger RNA. RefSeq names its product double zinc ribbon and ankyrin repeat domains 1 (gene Dzank1). The transcript has 20 exons. NCBI's taxonomy places the organism in Eukaryota, Metazoa, Chordata, Mammalia, Rodentia, Heteromyidae. Gene Ontology annotation, molecular function: protein binding. Bases 63 to 2267 code for a protein of 734 amino acids. Gene Ontology annotation, biological process: eye photoreceptor cell development. The record is from RefSeq and is a predicted model, not a curated record.